Molecule: messenger RNA, 4299 nt
Organism: Rubroshorea leprosula
Lineage: Eukaryota; Viridiplantae; Streptophyta; Magnoliopsida; Malvales; Dipterocarpaceae
Source: the annotation of a GenBank genome assembly
AGGGGAUUUUUGAGGAAGCAAUCCUUUUUUGGCACGCCCAGUGGGACAUCAUCGUGUCUUACUUACAGUUUUCAUAUUCGUUGUUCUUUUUUCCAAGAACAAGUGCAAUUAUGCCACCAAAAAGAAACGUUGGGAAAGCUGCCCAGACUUUACAGAUUGGUCUUGGUGAAGGUAGUCCAGCACACUCAAAAGGAGAGAAUGAGCCAAUCAUUCCACCACCAUUGUCACCAAUAUUUGGGGAGCAUUCUUUUGUCAAUCCUACCUUCAACAAGGAUAGUGAAUCUGGAGAUGAUGUUGCUCAAUCUGGUGAUUCUCUUAUGAAAGCUGUGUCAGAUCAGAUUAGCAUCAUGAGGCACACACUAUUGGAAUCUGAGGAGAAAGCUCAACAAAGAAGCCAAGAGCCACCUCCUCAGAUUCAGCAGGCAGCAGGCAGACCAGUCCAACCAGAUCCUGUUGAGGCAGCACCAUGUGCAGCAGAACUGGGCAAUCACCAACAGCCUAGAUAUUUGCCACCUCCGCGCCGACCGAAUGGAGGACAUCAACAACAUAAUGCACCUCCACUAAGUGAGCAUUUUCAGCCUUAUGUGCCACUCGUGCAGCAAAAUCUUCAAAAUCUGCCAGGACAGUACAUCAAUCGUGAUCAGAUCAUCAACAUGGUGCAGGAGGCUUAUGGUCUAGUUUUGAGACCUCUAGUCAAACCAGCUUACAGAAAACCAUAUCCAGAUUUCAUAGACCAAGAAAAUCCUUUUCCAAGGGGGUUUAAGGUUCUAGAAUUCACUCUAUUUUCUAAAGAUGGUGGAUAUUCUACAAUUGAACACAUAGGCCGCUUCACAAUUCAGUGUGGCGAGGCCUCCAGUGAUGAUAAUCUGAAGCUCAGACUUUUUCCUAGUUCUUUAACUAGUACAGCUCUCACCUGUGAGCCAAAAGUGUCCAUGGCAGAUUUAUCUCGUCUGGUGCAGCGACCUGGAGAAACAUCUGAGGCCUUUCUGGCCAAAUUUCGGAAAGCCAGACUUACGUGCAGAGUUGCCUUGCCAGAACAGGAAUUUGUCAAGUUGGAACAAAAAGGUCUGGACAUUGAAUUGAGGAAAAAGUUUGAGGGAAUGGAGUUUCGUGAUUUCUUUGAGUUGUCUUACAAGGUGGCUCAUUAUGAAAAUUUAUUGCAAGAUGACACACAAAGGAAAUCUGCAUCUCAUGGGACUUAUUAUGGUGAUGUUAACUUUGAUCUGAACGUGGCAGAAGUGGUGGCAGACAAGCCAGUUGUUUGCCCAGAUUUGGUUAAAGUGGCCCAACAGACCAACAAAACAGAUAAAAUUGACAAGGGAAUUCUGUGUUUUCCAGAUAAAGCCAAAGAAACUAUGGGAGUUGAUGCAGAUCCAUUCCCUACCAUGUCUGUUGGGGUGAAUGCAGCAGAUCUCAGAAGCAUUGCCAGGGACAGAAUUCAGACAUACUAUAGGUGCAGACUUGCAGCUGAUGAUCUGAGGUGGGUCAUUGAGGGAACUGCGAUAUCUGGACGCACAGAAAAGCCCAGAAUGGUGAAACCACCACCCAGAUCUCCAAGCAAACGAUGGGAACUUGUGGUGCAUCCAAAAUUUCCUAAGGAUCAGGCACAGCCGCUCCCAGCAAGAAGAAAAUCAGUGUGGGUCCAUAAAGUAAAAGGGAGCACAUCUAAUCAGAAUUCUCCAGAAAAGGAGGAACCACCUAAAAGUCCAACAUCACCUCGAGUUCUGGCUGUGGAAUCAAAUGAAGAAACUGGUUUGAAGGCUAAAUUUGAUAUGUCAGAUGAACCGAAAAAUUCAUCAGAUGUAAUCUGUUUUGGUGAGUUUUCCGUGAAUCUAUCUUGCUUGGUGAUCACUCUUCCUUUGGUCUUUCAAGCAAGAGAGCAGCCAGAAUCUGCAGUCUGUCACCAGACAGAUUUGAUUAAGGAGAAGAAGUCAUUGAGAUCCCAAACUGAAGUCGUGAAAGCAGAUGACAAGCCGUUCGUGGCAAAUACCAAUGCAGUGGAAGCUCAUUAUUAUGAUGAAGAUAUUGGGACUAGCCGUUUCUUUGGGAUGGACCGCUAUGGCAGACCUUCUGGAAUUACUGCCUGCACCAGAUCUGCAAUGGACAGACAGACUGUGAAGGAGAAAGAUCGAAUUAAGCACCAGAAAAAGGAGGCCGUGGAAGAAAUCAAGAGAAAAUUAGUGGCUUACCUUGCUGAAAAACGGAUCUGUGUAGACAGAUCUAAAGUAGUCUAUGAAGGUGAAGAGGAACACUUGAAGGAUCAAAUAACUUUGGAGGAAUUAGAUCUAGCACCAGCAAAACUUGAUGAUUUGAAGGCAAAAGUACAAGAUCCCCUGAAGGAGGUAAAUCUGGGUCUGGACAGAAAUCUGGUGGAGCACAGAUUAUCAAUCAGAGAAGAUUUCAAGCCUUUUAAACAGCCGCCUAGACGAAUGUCUCCAAAAGUCACCUUAAAACUGAAAGAAGAGAUAGAGCGGCUGUUGAAGGUUGGUUUCAUGAGAACUUCCAGAUAUGUGGAAUGGUUAUCUAAUGUGGUUCAUGUGAUUAAAAAGAAUAGCAAGUUGAGAAUCUGUGUAGACUUCAGAAAUCUGAAUCUGGCAACACUAAAAGAUGAAUAUCAUAUGCCUAUUGCAGAUUUAUUGGUGGAUGGUGCAGCACACCACCGAAUCCUGUCAUUCAUGGAUGGCCACAGUGGAUACAACCAGAUUUUUAUAGCAGAAGAGGACAUUCCAAAGACUGCUUUUCGCUGCCUAGGAGCUAUUGGUACGUAUGAAUGGGUGGUAAUGCCAUUUGGUUUAAAAAAUGUGGGUGCAACUUAUCAAAGAGCCAUGAAUGCCAUCUUUCAUGACAUGAUUGGUCAUUUUAUGGAAAUUUAUAUUGAUGAUGUGGUUGUGAAAUCUAAUGAAGAUGAAGAACAUCUGGAGCAUUUAAAGCUGGCUUUUGAAAGAAUGAGAAAGCAUGGUUUGGAAAUGGAUCAGAACAAGGCAAGAGCUGUUAUUGAAGCACAGCCGCCAAGAAGAAAGACCAGAGUUUUUUCGCCACUGCUGAAGCUGAAAUCAGAAGCAGAUUUCAAAUGGGAGAGACACCAGCAGACCGCCUUUGAGGAAAUAAAGCAUUAUUUAUCAAAGCCGCCGGUCUUAGUGCCUCCUUUAAGAGAUAAACCUUUGAUUUUGUACAUAUCUGCCGCAGAUGAAUCUGUAGUACAUAUUGUCUCAACCACUGUCGGAGGCAGAAUUGGGAAAUGGGUUCUGGCUUUGUCAAAAUUCAACCUGAAGUACAUGCCUCAAAAAGCUGUCAAGGGGCAGGCUUUGGCAGAUUUCCUAACAGAUCAUCUGUGCCUGGAGGUAGAAGCGGAUGAGGAAAAAGAUUUCAAUUGCACCAACAACCAAGCUGAAUAUGAGGCGUUGAUUAUUGGAUUGGAAGUGUUGGUAGAGCUCAAGGUACCUGUGGUAGAAAUAAUUGAUUACUUUACCAAGUGGGUGGAAGCAAAGCCAAUGAAGAAGGUUGAUCACACCGAUAUUAUUAAAUUUCUUAAGGAAGAAAUCAUUCACAAAUUCGGUUCGCCAGAAACAGUGACUUCAGAUCAGGGAACAGUUUUUGUUGGUGCACAAGUUGAAGCGUUUGCAAAAGAAAUGGGAUUUAGGUUACUCACUUCAACCCCUCAUUAUGCUCAAGCCAAUGGUCAAGCUGAAGCUUCCAACAGAAUUGUGAUAAAUCUAACUUCACAAAGGAGUUCUACCAAGGUAACUCCAUUCUCUUUAACUUAUGGACAUGAUGCUGUUCUGCCCAUGGAGUUGUCUGCUAGAUCAUUGCGUAUAGCAAUUCAACAUGGUCUCAUUUUUGGAGAAUAUAAUGAAGCACUGAUUCUAGAGUUAGAAGACCUUGAAGGUAUGCGAUUGAUGGCUUUAAAUAGGCUGCAAACACAGAAAUUAAAAGUGGCUCGAGCAUACAACAAACGGGUGAAAUCCAGAAGUCUGGCAGUAAGAGAUCUAGUAUGGAAAGUAAUUCUGCCACCUGGAAAGAAAGACCCUAGAUUUGGGAAAUGGUCUCCAAAUUGGGAAGGACCAUUUCGUAUACAUGAAGUGCUUAGAGGAGGAGCAUAUUGGCUUGAAUCAUUAAAUGGAGAGUUACAUCCUCGAAAAAUAAAUAGAAUCUACCUUAAGCCUUGCUAUCCCAUGGUAUGGGAGGCUAGGGGUUUGAAUACUAUUAAUUCUACCUGAGACAAAUUUGAGGUAGGAUUUGUACAGUAUUUUAUUUCAUUGUUUUAAGCAUUUUAUCAUUCAAUAAAAAGUGCUGAGCCGA